Eublepharis macularius is the source of this 951-nucleotide messenger RNA. RefSeq names its product olfactory receptor 14A16-like. The record is from RefSeq and is a predicted model, not a curated record. Lineage: Eukaryota; Metazoa; Chordata; Lepidosauria; Squamata; Eublepharidae. Gene Ontology annotation, biological process: G protein-coupled receptor signaling pathway. The transcript has a single exon. Bases 13 to 951 code for a protein of 312 amino acids. Gene Ontology annotation, cellular component: membrane. Gene Ontology annotation, molecular function: olfactory receptor activity; odorant binding; G protein-coupled receptor activity.
AAAAGAAAUCACAUGGAAAAUCAGUCUACUGUGACAGAGUUUCUUCUGAUGGGAUUUGCUGAUGAUCGUGAGGGGCAAAUUUUGCAUUUUGUGAUAUUCCUCUCCAUUUAUGUGACAGCCCUGUCUGUGAAUAUUCUCAUAAUCACAGUUGUUCCCCUUAAUCACCAGCUUCACACUCCCAUGUACUUUUUUUUGGUGAAUUUAUCAUUCUCAGAUAUAUGUCUUAUUUCUGUCACUGUCCCCAAAUCCAUGUCCAAUUCCUUAACAAACAACAAACUGAUCUCUUUCUAUGGAUGUGCAACUCAGAUUUUCUGUGUCAUGACCUUUGCAGUGGCUGAGUUAUUCCUUCUCUCCAUCAUGGCUUAUGACCGCUAUGUAGCAAUCUGCCAUCCUCUACGGUACAAAUUAAUCAUGAAUUGGGAUGUCUGUGCUCAGAUGGCUGCUGCUUCCUGGGUCAUCGGUGUAAUGCAUGGAGUGUUACACACAGGUGUCACAUUUAGGUUAAGCUUCUGUGGAUCCAAUAUUGUUGAGCAGUUUUUCUGUGAUAUGCCUCAGCUACUAAAGAUCUCUUGUUCAGAUACAAAAAUGAAUCAAGACCUGAUAUUAGUAAAUGGGAGUGUUGUGAAUGCCUUUGUGUUUGUAUUCAUCUUUGUUUCCUAUGGCUACAUCUUCUCCACUGUAUUGAAGAUUCCAUCUGUUCAGGGCAGAUAUAAAGCCUUCUUUACCUGCACUCCUCACUUGAUGGUCUUUUCUUUAUUUAUCAUCACAGCUGUGUUUUCCAACCUGAGGCCUAAAGCACUUUCCACUCCAACUGUAGACUUGAUCUCUGCUGUUAUGUAUUGUGUUUUACCACCAGCACUGAAUCCUAUAAUUUAUAGCAUCAGGAAUAAAGAUAUCCAAGAGGCUGUGGGGAAAAUACCUCAUAAAAUUAAAAAUCUAAUAGGAUGUUAA